CAUCCCACCCUCCAAAGUGCAAUUUUAUAUCAACUUUUUGCAUCUCCAAAGAACCCUAACCAUGGCUUCCAAAUCUUCAGCCAUGUUCUUCAUCCUCUUAAUCUCCAUGGCCUUAUCAUUGCCUCCAAUUUACGCUUGUACUCCUUGCACCCAGCCCCACCCUCCUUACCCGCCCUACCACCGCCCUUCCCACCCUAAAAUUCCACAUCCAAAACCCCACCAUCCACCCCACCAUGGUGGAGGUGGAGGCGGAGGCGGCGGCGGUGGUGGCAGCCGUGGAGGAGGUGGUGGAGGUGGGGGAGGUGGUAGUCGAGGAGGUGGUGGCGGUGGAGGUGGAGGUGGAGGAGGAGGUCAUCAACACCCACCUAUUGUGAUUCCCCCACCAGUGAUCACCCCUUCACCACCAUCCACCACUUACCCUCCUUACACUGGCCCUCCUCCAAGCGGCGGAGGUGGUGGUGGUGGUGGAGGAGGAGGAGGCGGAGGAAGUGGUGGUUCAGGUUCAGGGCAAUACCCACCACCUCCAGCUCAACCAACAUGUCCAAUAGAUGCAUUGAAACUAGGGUUAUGUGUGGAUGUGCUUGGAGGGUUGGUGCAUAUUGGGUUAGGGAAUCCAGUGGAGAAUGCAUGCUGUCCAGUGCUUGGAGGGCUGUUGGAGCUUGAAGCAGCCAUAUGUCUAUGCACAACUUUAAGGAUUAAGCUUUUGAAUCUCAAUAUAUUCAUUCCUUUGGCCCUUCAAGCGCUCAUCACUUGUGGCAAGAACCCUCCGCCAGGCUUUGUUUGUCCUCCACUUUAGAAAUGUGUUAUGAGUUUGAAUGAUUGUUAGCUGUUGUUAAUGUUGUUGUAGGUUGUGUUUGAUGGGUUUUAAUUAACAACUUUUGGGUCUUUUUUGUAGCAUUGAUCCUUUGGUUUUUUGCUUUUGCAUGUCAUUGAUAUAAUUUCUCAUUUACUAAUGAGAUCAUGAUUUAGAACAUUUUCUGAUUA
Molecule: messenger RNA, 984 nt
Organism: Cucurbita pepo subsp. pepo (vegetable marrow)
Lineage: Eukaryota; Viridiplantae; Streptophyta; Magnoliopsida; Cucurbitales; Cucurbitaceae
Source: RefSeq, a predicted model, not a curated record